AACCAUAAUCAAUUUAAUUUCUCAACUGGAAUUACGACAAUGGAGCUCGACGCGCAUGCAAUCACGCAUUUAAUUAAGAAUACUAACAUAGGAAGCACGUCAAAGUUGCUUCCUUCAAAAGAAUUUAAUCAAUUACAACGCAUUUCCCUCGUGAUGUGUUUUAACAAAGUUUUACAUGUGUAGCUAAUUAAUAAAUUAUAACAAUGUUAUCUAAAAUCUAAAAUUUCAACAAAUAAUUAACGUGAUCAAUCAUUAAUCACUUGCAACACAACAAGGAAUAAAUAUACAGUGUAAACUUUUAAAAAUUCAUUAUUUGAUUGGAUUUGACCCGUAAAAUGUCUAAUCACAAUACUAGGAAGAGAUCAACUCCUCAGGAUUUGUACUAUUAUCGUCCUUUGCAUAUCUGGGCAAAAUGCGCUGGCAUUCUACCGAAUUUCAAUCUAAAUCAUUUACAUACCAGUUCAAGACUACCCUAUUGGAAUGGUAUAUUAAUGGCAGUGGUUUUUAGUUCUAUCUACGCAUAUACAACUUAUGGUAAAAUUUCAUAUAUGUUAUAUGCGUUUCCUCCGAGUAUAUUUAUCACUGACGUAGGAGGUGACAUAGCUCUUUACAUGGCUAAUAUAACAUCAAUAAUACGCAUUAGUUUAAUAAAAACAAGAUCCAUUCGAAAAUUCUUGGAACACAUGAAAAAAAUCGAUGUUGAAUUGCGUUCCAUCAAUGAAAAUAUAAAAUACCCACGCAGGGUGUUCAUAAUUGAAUUUAUCAGCACUAAUAUUAUCUUUGUGGUGUAUUAUAUUUAUGAUGCGUACAUUUGGGUGGAGUCUCUCACGUGGAAUACUUAUAAAUGGUAUUUUGUUAGAGAUGUGCAGUGUUUUCAUGUGAUUAUACUCUCAUUGGUUAUGAGGAAUUAUUCAUUAGCAAUUAGAAAUCGUGUGAAGAUUUUAAAUGGAUUAUUACUACAAAUGAAACCACCUUAUGAGGAUGGUAAUAGAAGUAGUGAUAUUACUACAGGUUUGAUUCAUGUGAUGAAUUCGUUGAAACACACAGAUAAGAGAGAUAUUAUCAAGAAACAGCAUUGGCAAGUGAAGAAAUUGAGAAGAAUCUAUGCAAGAAUCUGUGUUUCGAUUGGAAUAUACAAUGAUAUAUUCGGAUGGAUUUAUUUGGUGCUGUAUAUUGCGAUUGUGGUUUACUUGUUGACUUCGUCUAAUAUUGCGUUGGUUUAUGGUAUUGGUAGUCGAAAAAUUGGCCAAGCUGAUUUUGGAUUUACGCUGUUGAUUCUUUGUGUUUUAUGGUCAGCAUUACCAUUAAUUGUGGGCUUUUUUAUAUUUUCCUCUGCGGAUAAAGUCUUCUUUGAAAUCAAACGUACUCCAAUAAUUUGCUACUCUGUUAUGGAUAGUUGGUUGCAUUUAGAUGAAGAUCAAGUUUUAAUAAAUGAAUUAGAGAAAUUCGCACAGCAAGUAUCAAAUUCACAUCCGGUAAUCACAGCGGCAGGUUUCUUCGCCGUGGACUACGCUAUAUUCUUCGCGCUUAUUGGUUCAUUAAGUUCUUAUCUGAUUGUAUUGAUUCAAUUUAUGUAGAAUAGCGAAUAAUGUAUUAGAAAUAUAAACUUGUAUCACACAUAAGCAAAUAAUUAUACGUAUUCAAUUGA
This is a messenger RNA of Dalotia coriaria, 1648 nucleotides long. RefSeq names its product putative gustatory receptor 28b. Bases 336 to 1577 code for a protein of 413 amino acids. Gene Ontology annotation, biological process: chemosensory behavior; male courtship behavior; sensory perception of taste. Lineage: Eukaryota; Metazoa; Arthropoda; Insecta; Coleoptera; Staphylinidae. The transcript has 2 exons. The record is from RefSeq and is a predicted model, not a curated record. Gene Ontology annotation, cellular component: neuronal cell body; axon; membrane.